AUGGGCCCCAAACCUCGUGAGGCCCCCGGGAUGGCGUGCAGCGCGUGUUACUACCUGGUUAUCAGCUCCACGCACCUAAACAAUGGACACUUUCGGCGCGUCAAGGGGGUCUUCAGGGGACCUCUGUGUCCAACCGCAGCCAGCGACUCCCCGGAAUGCGCGGAGAGGGCUUUGGGCUGCUCAGUGGAGGAUCUGAAGGCUCUUUUCUACUGUGAGCUGUGUGACAAGCAGUACCUCAGACACCAGGAGUUUGACAACCACAUCAACUCCUACGACCACGCACACAAGCAGAGGCUGAAGGAGCUCAAGCACAGGGAGUUUGCUCGCAACGUGGCCUCCAAGUCGUGGAAGGACCAGCGCAAACAGGAGAAGGCUCUCCGGCGCCUGCACCAGCUCGCGCAGCUGCAGCAGGAAGCUCAGCGAGUCCCCAGAAGGGCAUAUGGAUUACGACGUGCAGCCAGAGCUGUAAGCCAGCAGCGAGAUAAAACUGUGGACCGAAGAGAACACAGCCCCGAAGACAAACCUGAACCCUCCAGCCACCCCCAGCGACCCCCCGCCGCGCAACCCAGGACGACUCCUCUCAACCGCCAGUCAGAAGAUCAAUGCCAAUCUCUUUCCCAAAUACCGCUAGCCACUGCUGCAGCAGAGUCCCCACUAAUCACUCCGACAUCCGAUACAGACCCUCCUGCAGCGAACCCCCAGUCCCUCCGCAGCUUGUAUCCCCAGCUGCCUCUCCCUGCUCAGGGCCGAGUGGGAGGAAGGCUCGGCGUGUCCUUCUGCAUCUCACGCCGGGGGCCUCGGCUGGAGCCUUCCGCCUCUGUCUUCUCGGACCUGGAAGAAGAGGAGAGGGAGAAGAGGGAACAAAUGAAGGAGAGGAUAAAGGGAAUAAUGGAGGAUAUCGACAGGGAAAUAGGGGAAGCGGAUGAGAGGAAACACUGUGAGAGUGAAAAGGAUAAGUCCGGCUCUGACAGUGUCUUACCGAGCAACUCGCCUCCAAUCCCCGGAGAGAUCGCGGGAGAAGAGGAAGAGAUCGAAAAAAGAGACGCUGUGCAAGAACACUUUGCUGUUUCUGCAGCAGCACCUGAUAAUCAGAGGCAUGAUUCACUAUUCUCGCCACCAGAGACACAGGUGACCGUAUGGGACGCAGCACUAGCAGUGGCACACGUGGACGCCAAACACACCGACAGCGAGGCAGAGAGGAAGCAAGAAGCAGAGCAGGAGAUGGAUUCACGGCGGUACGUGUGUGUGCAGGGAAGGGACGGCUCUACCCGGCUGAGAUGGCCUGUCAGUUUGCUUAAGUUCACCAAGACUCAACCGCACAUCUCCUACAGCUGCAACCCGCUCUGCUCGCACCUCCAGCAAGCAGAAAAACUUGAUCUGCGGGAGUCACAACAAAAUCAGCUGUGUGCUCUUUCAGACGAAUCAAACCCAGCUAUUCCUACACCAGACGCCUGUUUGCAAAGACAGACAAGACACGAGCCGAGAGCACACAGACAGAAAAAAGCUGAAGAGAUUUUCAAGGAAGAGCAACGUAUCGAUGUGGAGACAGAAGCACACCUGUUCCUCAAGAACAAAAAACUUUCAUCAUCAGACGCAGGCCCAGAGAGAGGGGGAUGCAUGCUAAGUAUGGAGAACUGUGCGAGGGCAGCCUCCCAUCCAUUUGACCCCACUCAUAGUGACAGCUCUGACACAAACUCCCAGAAUCCUCUGGGAGGCAGAUUAGAGGGUGCGAGAGGGAUCAGGGAGAGAGCCAUCACAGCCCUGAGCUGUAAAUUAGAGUCUGUCACCCAGGCUGGCACACAGGGGAUGUGCAUCAGCCCGUCCAGGUGUGAGUGUGGGAGUGAGACAAUGUGCAAGUGUGCCGGCGCUCUGCAGCCGAACGUGGGUGUCUCAGAAGUGUCACGCAAAAAGAAGAAAGCCAGCGCAAAGAAACACAAGCUGGGAAAGAGGAAGAGGGGUGAGAGGGAAAAGGCUUCAAACAAGCGCCAAUCAGCGAGGUGCAAAGUGAGGAGCGUCGUCUCCACGGUCUCCACUGGAGGAGAGACGAGAGGAGAAGCUGGAGGGAGGUGGGGGAAGAAAAGGAGGCAAAGAGAGGAGAGGAUGAGGAGGGUGGGGAGAGCAGGGAGCAGCUGUCUCCUGGGGAGAUGUGAGGCUGAGCCAGUAUCUGUCUCUGUCAGGAAGAGGAGGCCUCAUAGGAGCCACGGCGCUGAAUGCCAGUCACAGCCAGACAGAGAGCAGGCAGAGCACUCCAGUGUCUACUCCCAGCUCAGCAGACUCACAGCAGACAGAGAUACCGAGGGGGAGGGAAAGCGAGACGCGGUGACUUUUCCCUGGCGGUCUCACUUCUCCUUGCACUCCUUCUCACCAGGAUGUAACUCAAAGCUGUUUUGGGAAAGGGGUCACCAUAGCAACCCCAGGAGUUUCAUUGACUGCUGUUACCCUGACAACAGCUGUGGUAGCAGCCCGGCGAAAAAGAGAAAACUCCUCCACAGGGACAGGAAAUUCAUUCAUAGUAAGAGGAAGAGGCACUGCGAAGUGUGGGAGGAGAGGGGAAGGAAAACUGGAGGACACUCGGGUGGCGGCAGAGAUACCGAUACAGAGCAGUGGGAGUGGAUGAGAGGGAGCUGCCCCCGGGGCACCGAGGAGGGCAGAUCAAGGACUGGGUGGAGCUCGAGUAACAGAGCGGUGGAGUGGGAUCAAGUGGCGAGGUUUAGCCCAAGUCCCAGCAGCUGGGGCAGGAGGCGCAGACACCUCAGCACAGAAGACGUAGACUGGGACAGAUGCAGCGUGGACAGAUGGACGUGGGGCAGCAGCGACAGCUGGGAGGACAGGGGGACGCACCGGUCCACGUCGGGCUCCAGGACGGGCGCUGACAGCAGAGACAGCCCAGGCGCCAUGUGGAGAUGCGCCAGACGCUCGAGUUCAAGACACUUCUCGAGCCCCGAGUGGUGGACGAGCCGACAGACGUACAGCUGCCAGAGUGCGAUGAACAUGCAGGGCAGCAGGAGUCCGAGAUCCUGCAGCCCCUGCAGCAGCACCAGCAUGUCCGAGCUGAGCUGGGAGUGGAGCCGGAGCAGCACCUGCUCAGGAGUCACGUCCUCCAGGGCUGCCGAGGCCCCUCAGGAGGCCAAAAAGCACAGCAGCCCCACGUCCACCUCAUCUGGCCUUUCCUCCAGCCCCUGCUCUCGUUCCUCUCCCUACACAUCCACUUUUGUUCCCACAGUUCCAAGCCUCAGCGUGGACCAUCGUGGUCCUUCGCUGUUAAAGGAGCCCUCCUCUGGCCCCGUCACCACCAGCAGCUCAGGCACAGCUCUUCCAGAACUUAAGACUGUCCCUCAGAAACCGGCUCGGACGCUGCUUCUCCCUCUCAUAGGAAAACUACCCGCGAUCCAGAGAAAGGCUCGGAGUAAAAAAGGGCUGCUGGAAAAGAGUCAGGAGAAGGAGAGAGAGGACGAAGAGGAAGCGAAGGAGUCGAACCCGAGCAGGACGCCAAAUCCCUGUCCGCCGCAGAUUUGGACUGACGACAAGCGGACAGGUGCAGAGACGGCUCCACCGAUCAGCUUUACCGCUGAGGAGAUGGACAAAUACCGUCUCCUGCAAGAGCAAGCCAGAGAGCACAUGCAGAAAGUCCUGGAAAACACACACGAAAGCGCAGAUACACACACACGCACAGACUACACACACAAAGCACAGGCAGAAAGUUGUGGGAUUUCAGAGGAACAGUACACACCUGCACCUUUGCACAACCCUCCAACCCAGUUAAUUCACACCGACACGAUGCAAAGACAGCACAGCCUGCAGGUCCAGCUCCCACACGUGGCCCAGCAGGAGAGCUUCACUCAGCCCAUAGCUCUGGGCGUCCCCAGCCUCACCCCUCUCCCGCCGUCUCCCACUCUCUCCAACCUCCAUCAUAUCAUUUUACAGCACACAGCCCUCCCCUCCUCCUCGGCUCCCAGCUCCCCCUCCACGCCUGCCAUCCACCCGCACCCGGCUCAGAUUCCUCACCCGCCGCCCCCUCGCCACCCUUCCUUCCCUCAUCAUCUUCACCUCUCCCCCUUCUCCAUCUCCUCCCUGUUUCCCUCCAUCCUCCUCUCCCACCACCCCAUCCCUCUCCUCCCCCAGUCCCACUCUUUCCACGCCGGCCCACUCGCUCCGCUCUCCCCGGUGGCCCUGCAACCCCUGAACCCGCAGCCCUUCAUGGACAGAUCGUGGCCGGUGAAGUUUCAGCAGAAGGCGUUAUGA
This is a messenger RNA of Stegastes partitus (bicolor damselfish), 4242 nucleotides long. It is a transcript of the gene znf804b, whose product is annotated as zinc finger protein 804B. Lineage: Eukaryota; Metazoa; Chordata; Actinopteri; Pomacentridae. The transcript is spliced from 4 exons. Gene Ontology annotation, cellular component: nucleus. The record is from RefSeq and is a predicted model, not a curated record. The coding region runs from base 1 to 4242 and encodes 1413 amino acids.